Messenger RNA from Oreochromis aureus, 1433 nucleotides. RefSeq names its product brain-derived neurotrophic factor (gene bdnf). The transcript is spliced from 2 exons. Lineage: Eukaryota; Metazoa; Chordata; Actinopteri; Cichliformes; Cichlidae. The record is from RefSeq and is a predicted model, not a curated record. Gene Ontology annotation, molecular function: growth factor activity; nerve growth factor receptor binding. Gene Ontology annotation, biological process: cell surface receptor protein tyrosine kinase signaling pathway; positive regulation of peptidyl-serine phosphorylation; nerve development. The coding region runs from base 403 to 1212 and encodes 269 amino acids.
GCAGCGUCAUUCUGUAGUAAAGUUACUGUAGUUGCAAAGAGGCUCCUCAUUUCAGCUCCAGAGGUCUCUCAUCUCCGUGGUGGUGCUGCGGCGGCGGCGUCUCGGCAUGCGACAACUUCAGUUUCAGGCGAUCUCCAAAGGAGCCGUGCAGCCAUGGGAGUGCAUUACCUCAGCCAUGCAAUUUCCACUAUUAAUAAUUUAAUCUAUUUGCUCCAAAGCUGAAGAGAUAUCCUGAAGCUUGUCGGGAGAGAGGAGUGUUUUUUGGGGGGGAAGGGGGGUCAAAAAUACCGCUUAAGUAAAUUACUCAGGGAGUUGUCCAAAACAUCCCAGAUGACACUACCGUCCUGUUGAAUGGUCUGUUUUACGACUGGGCACUAAAAGUUCCACCAGGUUAGAAGAGUGAUGACCAUCCUGUUCCUUACUAUGGUUAUUUCAUACUUCAGUUGCAUGAGAGCUGCGCCCCUGAGAGAUGCCCCGGGCAUGCGGGGCCAUCGGACGGAAGGCUACUUGGGCGCUGCUGCAACGGCCGAAAGAGGCCACGGGACUCCCCAGAGCGGUGGAGGGCCAGGCCAGCGCGGGGAACUGCCCUCGCUCACAGACACAUUUGAGCAAGUGAUAGAGGAGUUGCUGGAGGUGGAGGGCGAGGCGGCGCAGCUGGGACAGGGGGCCGAUAAGAGCCAGGGAGGUGGUGGCCCAUCCUCUGUAGUCACCACGGAGGCCAAGGAUGUCGAUCUGUACAACUCGCGGGUGAUGAUCAGCAACCAAGUGCCUUUGGAGCCGCCGUUGCUCUUUCUCCUGGAGGAAUACAAAAACUAUCUGGAUGCCGCUAAUAUGUCCAUGAGGGUGCGGCGACACUCCGAUCCCUCACGACGUGGAGAGCUCAGUGUGUGUGACAGUAUUAGCCAGUGGGUGACAGCUGUGGAUAAAAAGACGGCAAUAGACAUGUCCGGGCAGCAAGUUACCGUCAUGGAAAAGGUCCCUGUCCCCAAUGGCCAACUGAAGCAAUACUUUUAUGAGACCAAAUGCAACCCCAUGGGGUACACAAAGGAGGGCUGCAGAGGAAUAGACAAGCGGCAUUAUAAUUCCCAAUGCAGGACAACCCAGUCCUACGUGCGAGCGCUUACCAUGGAUAGCAAAAAGAAGAUUGGCUGGCGGUUUAUAAGGAUAGACACUUCAUGUGUAUGCACAUUGACCAUUAAAAGAGGGAGAUAGUGUAUAAAAUGUAUAGAUUUUAUUGAAGAGUUUAAAAAAGAGAAUAAAGAGAAAAUAUCUAUUUGUAUAUAUACAUAACAGGGUAAAUUAUUCCGUCAAAUGAAAAUUUUAUGGACUGCAUGUAAAAAAAGAUGAAGUUUAUACAGUAAAAGUGAUACUACAGUCUAUUUAUUGAACAUAUUCAUGACCUUGUAAACAAUUAAAAAAAAUCUGAUCAGUCA